This is a messenger RNA of Penicillium diatomitis, 444 nucleotides long. Its product is annotated as complex I NDUFA12 subunit family protein. Gene Ontology annotation, cellular component: membrane. NCBI's taxonomy places the organism in Eukaryota, Fungi, Ascomycota, Eurotiomycetes, Eurotiales, Aspergillaceae. The transcript has 6 exons. Gene Ontology annotation, biological process: response to oxidative stress; mitochondrial respiratory chain complex I assembly. The record is from RefSeq and is a predicted model, not a curated record. The coding region runs from base 1 to 444 and encodes 147 amino acids.
AUGUCCACCGUAUUGAGGACGCUGCGCAACUUGCGCCGAAUUGGUCUGAAGGACUAUGCCCACCAAAUGCAGAGCGCCAUCCAUACUGACGCGGAACCCACGAUAGGUGACACCAAAGCCGGAACUCUGAUCGGAACCGAUCGCUUCGGUAACAAGUUCUACGAGAACAUGGAAGAAGAGUUGCCUCUUCGGACACGAUGGGUCGAUUACAAGGUCAACUGGCCCGAGUAUCAGCCCGAUCACAUUGAACCGGGCUGGCACGCUUGGAUCUCCUACAUGGUCGAUACACCUCCAGUUGCAGACAAGCUUCUUCAACCAGGUCAGCGUGCCUGGGAGAUUCCUGAGCACCGCGUUAAUCCAACCGCGAGCCGUGCUGCCUUCAAGACAUACUCCACCACUCGUCCUAAGUACUCCGCCUGGACCCCUGUGGCUGCUCCGCGGUAA